AAACAGCGGCGGCGGGCAGCCCGAAGAGUUGGGUGCCUUUGACAGUUCAAACGUUCAGCGGGGAGCGACUGGGCGACCUACCCCUCGCCUCCCAUUCGUUCCGUCAGGCGGGGAACUAGCGCGCAAAGGGCAGGAGCGGAGCUGUCCUGAGCCGCGGGGCGGCGGAGGCGGCGGGAGGGCCGAUGGAGCGCUCAGCCCUGUCUUGUGUCCUCUCCCCAGGUGAGAACGGGAGCGUCGGCGAGGUGAAGAAGCGCGGCGGGGAGACGGAGCAGCCGCAGCCGGCAGAGGCUGCUUCGGAGGGCGGCGGCGAGCGGUCCCUGGCGAUGGAGCCGAGCGUGGGCCCCGAGGAAAGGCCGAGCGCGCAGCUUCCCCUGCAGGCGCCCUGCAGCUUCAGUUCAGCGCUCUGCUUCAGCUCGUCCGGCGGCGGCGGCGACCAGGCUCCGCAUCCGGAGCUCGACGCCGCUUCUCCUUCCUCCUCCUCGCCUGGCAGCUGCAGCAGCAGCAGCAGCAGCCGCGUGGUGAAGCACCAGUGGGAUAUUAACAACGUGGCGCCCGAGUCGGAGGAAGAAGAGGAGGGCGGCAGUCGCGGCAAACCCUCGCCGGUCUCCGUGGCUACCCCCGAUCCGAUCGGCGAGUCGCCCCUCCAGCCUUUUCCUUCGCAGUUGCCGGGGGAGGAACCGGACUUGGUGAUCGAGGUAUCCGGGCGGCGGAUCCGGGCGCACAAAGCGGUGCUGGCGGCCAAGAGCGACUAUUUCCGCGCCCGCUCCUCGCGGGACAUCCUGCGCCUCAAAGGGGUGAGCUACGGGGCGCUGCGCCUGCUGCUGGAGUACGUCUACACGGCGCGCAUGGGCGAGGUGCGGCACGACAACCUGGCCGAAGUGGUGAGCGGCGCCCGCGUGCUCCAGAUGCCCUGCGCCCUGCACUGCGCCGCCGAGGCUAUGCGGGCCCAGCUCAGCCUCGACAACUGCUACCAGCUGCUCUGCCUGGCCAAGAAGCAGCGGCUGGCCGAGCUGCGCGAAGCCGCCUUCCGCUUCAUGAGCGACCACUACCUGCAGGUGCUACGCGAGCCCGCCGUCUACGGGCGCCUGAGCGGAGCCGAGCGGGAUCUCAUCCUGCGCCGCCGCCUGGAGGCCGGCAAGGCCUGCCUGCUGGUGGCCGAGGUGAGCGACGCCUUCGAGCGGCUUGGCGCGGGCAGCCGGCCGCAGAGCCGCGAGAGCAGCCGCCCGCAGAGCCCGUCCUCGGUGGUGUCCCUGGAGGACGGCGGGGCCCUUCUCUACAGCUACCAGGAGGCAGCCCAGGAGUGGAGCGUCCUCACCCGGUUGCCCGAGGAGGCCAACGCCAAGGGGUGCGCCAUGUGCGUCCUCUACAACUACCUUUUCUUGGCGGGCGGGAUCUCCACCGGGGCCGGCGACCAGCGGCCCAAGCUGUCGGACAAGGUGUUUUGCUACAACCCCUUAACUGAUACCUGGAGCCAGGUGAAGCCCAUGGGGCAGGCACGCUCUCAGCUGAAACUCCUGGCCCUGGACGGGUAUCUCUAUGCGGUGGGUGGGGAAUGCCUCUUCACAGUGGAGAAAUACGACCCCCGAGCAGACCGAUGGAGCCCUGUGGCCCCUCUGCCUAAGGGGGCUUUUGCUGUGGCUCAUGAGGCGACCACCUGCAACGGGGAGAUCUAUGUCUCUGGAGGCUCCCUCUUCUACAGGCUGCUCAAGUAUGACCCCAAGCGGGACGAGUGGCAGGAGUGUCCUUACAACAGCAGCCGGCGCCGCUCGGCUGACAUGGUGGCCUACAAGAGCUUCAUUUACCGCUUUGACGUGAGCAGCAGUCGCGGGGAGCCAGGGCAGGGCGCCGGAGUGGAAGUCUUCCAGUACAAUACGGUGGCCAAGCACUGGCGUCAGUGCACUUCCUUUCGCCCUGCUGGCAGCCUGGUCCAACCUUUUCGCUGUGCCGCAUUGGGCAGCACCAUCUAUUGUGUCAACCGGACUGGGAUGUUGAGCUUCAACUUGGCUCAGAAUGGCGAGGUGGAAGUGGACGGGGGACUUAAAGGCACCUUUGACACAGAACUGCUCAAAACUCCCUUUGAUGCUAAAGGUCUCCUCCUCCCAUUUGUGCUGAUUCUCCCAGAGAAGGAAAAAAUUGGGGAGCCAGAGAGUCCUCUGUCAUUGUGAGAGCUGACAUGUUCGGGUCGCUGCUUAGCAUGCAGUUUGUCCCCUUUAUCUGUGAUGUCAACAGUGUAAGGCUUUUACUGAAGCAUGGAUAAGGGCUGGCACAAGCUCUCCAGUCUUGGGUUGUGAUGAUGGUUGGGCUCCAAGGGCAAUAGAAGUAGCAGAAGCUAAACCGAGGUGGAAAGGCAGCAGUGUGUAACAACUCCUUUGAGGGUAUAGAAGUAAAGAGGAGACCAUUGUCAGAAAUGUCUUUAGUUCAUGCAUGCACACACUACUUUGGGGGAUAAUUGUGUUCCACCUAAAAGUGUUGGCUAGCUGUUCAAAGGCUUCCUUACUGCACUUCAUGUAGGAAAGAAUUCAUCUCUUCGCACUCAUAUAAACCAGCCAGUGAAAAGCUGCUAAAACAGAUUUAAUUGUUGUACCGUAUCUGUGUCCCUUUCCAAUCUAGAAGUAUGU
Notechis scutatus (mainland tiger snake) is the source of this 2618-nucleotide messenger RNA. Lineage: Eukaryota; Metazoa; Chordata; Lepidosauria; Squamata; Elapidae. The record is from RefSeq and is a predicted model, not a curated record.